GGGUCACACACAGGACCAAGCAGGAGCAGGACCUCAGCAUUUUUACUUUUUAAUACAAAUGGAGACACAUGAAGAUGUUCAAUACUGUUUUCUAGACAUAAACUCUUCUUGUAUUAAGGCUUUUCUAUCGACAUCUAUCUACAUAACACUGUACAUCUUCUUCUCACUGAUUUCAGCAGUUACAGUAUUUUUGAACGUACUGGUGAUCAUCUCUAUCUCUCACUUCAAGCAGCUCCACACUCCAACCAACCUGCUCAUCCUCUCUCUGGCUGCGUCAGAUCUCCUGGUGGGACUGAUUGUGAUACCAGUAAUGACUGUAGCAACAAUGGAACCAUGCUGGGGUUUUGGAGAAUAUUUCUGCGUGUUUCAUACCUACAUUGCUUGUUUAUCUCCUUCUUUAUCUGUGGGCAAUUUGGUCUUGAUAUCUAUUGACCGCUAUGUUGCUGUGUGUGAUCCCUUAUUGUACCACUCUAAAAUAACAACAACAAGAAUCACGUGUUGUAUAUCCAUCACCUGGUGUUGUUGUAUCAUAUACCGUGCUGCUAAUAUACAAUAUUUUGUAAAUGUACAGGUACCAAGUAGGUGUUUGAAAGAAUGUACUAAUUUUGAAGGGUCAACCUGGGUAAAUUUCACUGAUCUUGUUAUUACAAUGGUUGUCCCGUGCUCUGUUAUUAUUACACUUUAUGUGAAAAUCUUUGUGGUGGCCAGAUCACAGGCCAGAAAGGUAUUUUCAAAAGAGGCUGCCAGAGUGUUUGGUGUUAAAACUGUACAGGCAAGUAAGUCUGAGAGAAAAGCAGCAAAAACUCUGUCUAUUGUUGUUUUCAACUAUCUCAUUUGUUGGAUUCCAUCUCUACUUGUAUUCUUUAUCUUUUCUGUUUUAAUUGAUAAUUUAUUAGCAUAUUUCAUCCGUUUGUCAUUUGUUAAUUCCUUAAUUAAUCCAAUCAUUUAUGCUUUCCUUUAUCCA
Messenger RNA from Oncorhynchus keta (chum salmon), 964 nucleotides. Its product is annotated as trace amine-associated receptor 13c-like. Lineage: Eukaryota; Metazoa; Chordata; Actinopteri; Salmoniformes; Salmonidae. Gene Ontology annotation, cellular component: membrane. The record is from RefSeq and is a predicted model, not a curated record. Gene Ontology annotation, molecular function: trace-amine receptor activity. The annotation marks the transcript as partial. Gene Ontology annotation, biological process: G protein-coupled receptor signaling pathway. The transcript has a single exon.